Molecule: messenger RNA, 2128 nt
Organism: Diachasma alloeum
Lineage: Eukaryota; Metazoa; Arthropoda; Insecta; Hymenoptera; Braconidae
Exons: 8
Coding region: 148-1698 (516 amino acids)
Source: RefSeq, a predicted model, not a curated record
UUUUAUCAACCCUCUGAUGUAUAAAAUUUCAUAAUAGAAUACAGUAUUGAAUUGCAGUAUACUUUAAUUAACAAUCCUUAAUUUCAUACUUAAAUGAUAUCACACCGUCUGUAAUUACCUGAAUAGUUCACCUAUUUCUAGAGAAAAAUGCAUAAAACGUGUGUUUGGUUAUUAAUACUUGCAAUAUUGAGUGCUUGCACAUGUGGAGGUCGUACAGAGUGCGGAAAGAAACGAAGAAUCACACUUUUAACAAGUAUUCACAAUGAUCUCAACUGUGAAAAAUUAUCUCAUAAAGGUGUUAUGACUUACGAGGCUGCCAAAUAUAUUGUCGAAAUGCACAAUAACAAAACAAAUAAUUCAAAAAUCGAUGUUACCAUUUUGGAUACAUGUGAUAGUGUUUCUGGAGCGAUGAAAGCAACGAUGAAAGCGUUAGUAUGGUCCGAUAUGGAUUGCUUAAGACCGCCAUUUUACUUCGGGAUGAUUGGCCCCUACUCCGCAUUGAACGUCGAUGCCGUUCAGAAGAUCACAUCCACACUAAAUAUCCCACAUAUAGUAAAUACAAAUAUAAUUUCCCCUUAUGUACACAAUCUCGACAGAGAAUCCGAUUUUCCCAUGAUUCAUGCAAUCUUGGGGAUAAUUGACACAUUAAAAUGGAAGACAUUUAGUUUGAUCACAAGUACUUAUGGAAGCAAUGAAGAUGAUCUACAACACAUUGCGAAAAAGGUGACCAUGGGCGCCAUUGCUAGAGGAGUAUGUGUAAUGAUUCAUGACGGAGACGAUGCAGACUUUGGCACUCACAUACUUCACAUUGGAAAACCGAACGAAAAAAUCCUGAUUAUGACAAAUGUGACCAUUUUGAUUGCCAGUGAAGGUAAUGUGAAAAAUCAUGUCAAUCAUUACAGCACGCUGGGUAAUAUAUUUCUUCUGCAAGACUCCAGAAACGAGAUGCCUGAUUUGGAGAACAGGAUUAAGAACUCGAAAUGGUGGACCAGUGCGGAAAUUGGUGAAUAUGAUGCGGAAGAAUUGAGAGAUAUCAGAUGGUUAGAAGAUGCUAUUGAGAUUUAUGUGAAAGCGUUUGACGUAUUAUGUGCGAAACAACAAUGCUCGGAGCUGGUGAAUCCAGCGGAGUGGAACAGUGUUUUAUCAAACGUUAUCGCUACUCAUAAUGCAAAGCUCAAGACAUCCACAAGAAAGUACGACUUCUUAUUCAAAACCCAAUCCAAUAUAUUCGAAAAACUGGCGGAUGUUGAGGUGCGAAACAUCGAGGCUAAAGUUCAUUGGAAUUCGAAUCGUUACGAGACAUUCAGGAAUGUCCUCAUGAACAACGAUGAUAAGAAAUCUGGUUGUGCAACAUCCGUCAGUGGUAUGACCAGUGAAGAUGAAAGCGAUAUAGCUAAAGCUCUAUUUCCUGGGAUCGACGAUCACGAAUGGUGGACAAUGAUAGCUACAGUUGGUGGUGUUGGAGUGUCAAUGUUCGCUGUAGGAAUUUUUGCGGUGUAUGUUGUCAUAAGUAAUAUUCGUGGUCCACGAUCACCAAAAAACAAAUCAAAUAGACGCGAAAGAGACGGAACUAUAAGGAGAAUCGAGAGCGAUCAGGAUCUUCAAGUAGUCACCAGGCCUCACAGACCGGCCAGAGAAAAUCAGAGGCGUGACAGUAGUAGAAGCAUAAGAAGCAAUAUCUCGGAUAAGAGUGUUUGAAGUCUGAAUUAUUUUAUAAUUUAUUCUUUUGUAAAUUCCUAUUAUUAUUAUGUACUGAUAACAUCAAUGAUUCGAAUGAACAGAUGGAGAGUAUAAAUCGCAUGAUUAUGUUGAAUCUGAUAAUGAGAGCAAAACUAGCAUCUGUGAAAAAUGGUAUGGGAUAUCACGUGGUGCUUUUACUGAUGCGCUUCAGCUCAUUCUGUUGAAUUAUUCAAAUUCAAUCUACAUAAUUAUCGAUAUAUAUAAAGGAGAGUUGGGAAACGUAUGUAAUAAAUUAUUUCUCGUUUGUCGACUUCUGAAUGUACAAAUAAUACCUGGUUGAGUGAAAGAAUUCUGAUUACCGCAAAAUCAUAACCAUGAUAUUAUUGCACCCCUCGAUGUGAUUGACGCAAGAAUCAAUCGAGGCAUAAUAAACUAUCUAUAGAAUCAA